AUGUGGAAAGGCCUCUCGGUCCUCACAAACUCCCCCAGCCCGAUAGUAGUCGUCCUCAGUGGCUCCAUGGAGCCCGCUUUCCAGCGCGGAGAUCUCCUCUUCCUCCGGAAUACGCAACCUACACUGAACGUCGGAGAGAUCGUGGUGUAUCAGGUGAAGGAUAAGGAUAUCCCGAUUGUGCAUAGAGUGGUGAGGCAGUUUGGUGAGGGAUCCGAAGCCAAACUCCUCACGAAAGGCGACAACAAUAUCGCGGAUGAUACGGAACUCUAUGCGCGCGGACAAGAUUACCUUGAUCGGGACGAUGUUGUGGGAAGCGUGUUUGGGUACAUUCCAUUCGUGGGGUACGUGACGAUUCUUCUGUCGGAGCAUCCGUGGUUGAAGACGGCCAUGUUGGGGGUUAUGGGGUUGUUGGUGCUUUUGCAAAGGGAAUAA
Messenger RNA from Aspergillus niger, 432 nucleotides. RefSeq lists its product as uncharacterized. The record is from RefSeq and is a predicted model, not a curated record. NCBI's taxonomy places the organism in Eukaryota, Fungi, Ascomycota, Eurotiomycetes, Eurotiales, Aspergillaceae. The transcript is spliced from 2 exons. Bases 1 to 432 code for a protein of 143 amino acids. Gene Ontology annotation, molecular function: serine-type endopeptidase activity. Gene Ontology annotation, cellular component: membrane; signal peptidase complex.